Hibiscus syriacus is the source of this 967-nucleotide messenger RNA. RefSeq names its product succinate dehydrogenase subunit 5, mitochondrial-like. Gene Ontology annotation, biological process: tricarboxylic acid cycle. Gene Ontology annotation, cellular component: respiratory chain complex II (succinate dehydrogenase). The record is from RefSeq and is a predicted model, not a curated record. NCBI's taxonomy places the organism in Eukaryota, Viridiplantae, Streptophyta, Magnoliopsida, Malvales, Malvaceae. Bases 50 to 727 code for a protein of 225 amino acids. The transcript is spliced from 4 exons.
UCACUCUGCUUUUUCUUUAGUUUACUCUCUGCCAAUUUGCCUAAGAAAAAUGGAGAAGAUAAUGGUUUUGAGAUCCGUUUAUAGAGCAGCCUGUUUCAGAUCCUCCCGUUUCGCUGCCUCCGCCGCCGCCAAUCACAUCCGCCACUUGGUUUUCCGGAAUCUCUACUCCAUCUCAUCGCCUUCCGCCCCUAAUCCGCCAACAAACAUUCCUUCUGGUGCCAGGUCAUCCUUCGGGUUGAGAUUGGGAAGCUUGCGCUAUUUUAGUGAUGAUGUAUCUCAUAUGUCUGUCAUAAAGGACAAUGAGAUUCUGAAUGUUUUUAAGGACUUAAUGGCUGCAAGUUGGGAUGAGCUUCCCUAUUCAGUGGUACAGGAUGCAAAGAAAGCCCUGUCCAAAAAUACGGAUGACAAAGCCGGCCAGGAAGCUUUGAAAAAUGUCUUCCGUGCUGCUGAAGCCUUUGAGGAAUUUGGUGGUAUUCUAAUCAGCAUGAAAAUGGAACUCGAUGACAGCAUUGGAAUGAGUGGAGAGAAUGUAAAACCUUUGUCAAGUGAUUUCUCAGCUGCACUUAAGACGGUUUUUCAAAAAUAUGCAACUUACUUGGAUGCAUUUGGUCCGGAUGAAACCUACUUGAAAAAGAAGGUAGAGACAGAGUUGGGAUCAAAGAUGAUCUACCUAAAGAUGAGAUGCGGUCACCUUGGUGCUGAGUGGGGAAAGAUUACUGUUCUUUGAACUUCUGGACUUUCUGGAUCUUAUGUGGAGCAAAGAGCUUAGCACUAGAGUGUUUUAGAGAGUUCAUGUGAACUUUUCUUCUCUUUUGUCUGUUUUCGAUUAUGUUCAUGAAUAUUAGGAGACAGGUUGGUGUUCUCCUGGAAAACCUUGGAAGUUGGAGUUUGCUUGGCAGCUAAAUAAAUGGCUUAUGUUUGUCGACAACACGGUAAAUCAAAGUGUAAAAUCAUGUUUUUUUAUGCU